CAGCAUUAAAGGUACAGCACCCAAUUUCGCGGAAUUAUCCAUCCUGGUGUUGUCACACGUGUUAACGUGACGCGAGCGCGAGGCGUUUGAGUAAAUCCCACUCGAACCUUGCGCUGCAUCGAUCCGUCGACUCCAUCAGUAUUCUCAAGAAACUCUCGUCUGCAAGCAUCGAAAUGAGUCUCAACAUCAAUAGAGGAGACAUAAAAGGGCGACUGCAUAAGCACACGCGCUUGUCUUGGCCCCCACGCCGAGUUGAUUCCGCUGAGUGCGAUGUUUCCAGCGCUUAGGCCCGUUUCCCCUCAACCUCGACACCAUGUCUUCAAACGAAGUGAACGUUGCUAGCGCAGCCUUGGCCAUCGCUGUUGUCGCCUUGGUGAUCGCUGCCGGGCAACUUUUACAGCAGCUAUUUGGGACCGCAGAUGGCUACCGCAGGUGCCAACGAUCCGUUAUUGGCGGUUGGUCGAAGCUGGUGCGCCGGCGCUUCAUGUGGUCCUCGUUCCGACUUGAAGUGAGAGUCACGACACCUCACUUUGAAAUAUGCCCACUGGACAAGGCUCAACGAUUGUCAAUGCGCAUACCAAGUGGUAUAUCCGUAGACAAAGACUCAACGCAGAGGAUUGCCAUUACAGGGUCCGAUGAUUCUCGGCGACGAACGUUCAGUCGUGCUCAGUCUUCACCCAGCGCCUCGUUUGAGGACGAUGAAGACGAGGACGCCGUGAGCUGGUCAUUGCUUCUUGUUGCACUUCACAAUCGUCAGCAACUCCAGCUUAUGAACGCAACACAAGCCUUGUAUUACUUCAAUAGUGGUGUGUGUUCCUCCCAGAUUAACCCCAAGCAGUACGCUUCUAUCAAUCCCAAAAACGCAAUUCUGUGUGUCAACCCCAAAACUAGGUCGUGGGACCUCAUGCCUCCAGAUGUCGUUCGACCUGUAGCCAGUACAACGCUCGGGACACUGAUAUCUAUGGCGCACCGCAUGGGAAUGGUUUGGGUUGAUUUAAUACCACGUGAGGGGAAACUUCGAGCCGAGGGAUUUGGUCAGAGUUUAUCUGCGACAUUAAUGCGCGGCAUGGGAAUUGUUGUGGAGUACAAUGUCGAGCCCAGCCUUCGCCCCACUCACCAUCAGACGAUAUACUCCUCUCUGUAUGUUCCAUCUUCAGAUGCUGAUAAGAUGGCAUGUGGCAUUAUUCCAGGCAACGAACUCAUGCACACUUACGACAUCCACGUCAGAAGUGGUGACCACGAUCCAGACACUAAGCUCAUCGCAAAAGCCUUGGGUGUCAUGGGUGUUGGAAACCCAGCCAUCGAUGCUAUCUCACAAAGCGUUCACCAUGCAAACUCAGGUCACCACUGGCCUGCUUUUGUGGAUCUGCUUGGAAUGUGGUCCGACUGGCUGCCUUUUCCCGAAACACCAAUAAACUCUGUCCUCAGCCCCGUUGGACAUCGCAUCUACACCAUGGGUGAGGCAUACGAAGCAAGAGUGGUGUGGAGAUGGAUUCUGCAAGAGCAAGAGGCGCCUUCAGUCUUCAAACAACGAGUGUUGCAGUUCUACAAUGCGUGGGCACUUAAGGAGCCCCGUCAAUUCUAUGGCUACUACAAGCUCACUGGAAAUGCGUUGGAAAAUCGUAAGAGCAUUUCGUUCUUCAAGAGCAUGUAUGACGAAACUACCGUCUACUUCUCUAUGUUAUUUGGCACGAAAACUCCUUUCUAUACAGAUCUUGUUGCGUCUCACAUCAAUGCUAAUGCGCACUCGCUUCGGCGAGCAGAUGAACACGUCAAAGCCGGUACGUCUCGUAAUGAUGGGAGAGUAGGACGUAAUCUGUGGGACACACUUUUCACAGAGCGCGCAUUUAUUUACGUCGACAACAUACCAGAAGUGGUGGAAUUCAUGAGACUCCGACACGACUUUUCAGCAGACGUGAUAGAAGACGCUUGGUGGAUGCUCAUGCUACGCGCACAGUGCUGGGAAAUGGGUGUCGAUCGCAUCGUGCAGAAGUCCUGUGUGCCGAGUAGCUAUUACAACAGUCCGACCAGAGUUUAUAUUCUGUAGGAAUGCGGACUUCAACGACAAGGCCUUCCGCAGUUCGAUAUCGAUUAUGCACUCCAUCUCAGAUUCCUCGUACAUACAUGUUCAGUCCUUUUUUGCGUCACUUCGCGUCAUCUCUUGCGUACUCACCACAUGCUCAUGCG
Molecule: messenger RNA, 2187 nt
Organism: Dothidotthia symphoricarpi CBS 119687
Lineage: Eukaryota; Fungi; Ascomycota; Dothideomycetes; Pleosporales; Dothidotthiaceae
Exons: 3
Coding region: 314-2047 (577 amino acids)
Source: RefSeq, a predicted model, not a curated record